Rhizophagus irregularis DAOM 181602=DAOM 197198 is the source of this 423-nucleotide messenger RNA. RefSeq lists its product as uncharacterized. The record is from RefSeq and is a predicted model, not a curated record. Gene Ontology annotation, molecular function: ATP binding; protein kinase activity. Gene Ontology annotation, biological process: signal transduction; protein phosphorylation. Lineage: Eukaryota; Fungi; Glomeromycota; Glomeromycetes; Glomerales; Glomeraceae. Gene Ontology annotation, cellular component: cytoplasm.
CUUGAAACUAUUCAUAAAAAAAAUUUUAUGCAUCGAGACUUCCAUAGUGGAAACAUUUUAUUUGAUCCAAAGAUUCGUAGAAGUGAAGGUUGGAGAAUUGGAGAUCUAGGAUUAUCACAAGCUGUAAAUAGUAAAUCAUCAAAUAAUGAAGUAUAUGGAGUAAUUCCUUACAUUGCACCAGAAAUAUUUAAAGGAUCCGAAUUUUCUAAAGAAGCUGAUAUUUAUAGUUUUGGUAUGAUUAUGUGGGAACUUACAACGGGCCGUAAACCUUUUGAUAAUAUUGAACAUGAUCAUAGUCUUAUUUAUAAAAUUCUUGAUGGAGAACGACCUAAUAUUACAGAAGAUACACCAGAAUGUUAUGCUAAUUUAAUGAAAAGUUGUUGGGAUCCUGAUCCCAAAAAAAGACCUUCUAUAAAAGAUAUU